UCUUUCAUUCAUCUCAUAACAACAACAACAGCUACAAAAAUAAAAAAAAUCAUGUGCAACAAGAACAGUCCUCUAACAUCUCCACGAACCCGGAUCCGAACCCGAACAAGAACCCGGUCUCUUCUCCAUAACGACGUCGUUCAGCACCGGCCACUUAAAGCAUCAUCACUACCCGCUCGCCGCUCCAGAACCAAGACUAGAAAACCCAAGUACCUCUCCCUCCGUCUCCAGCUCUCCAAAGAAACCGAAAACGACGUAGUACUCACACCCUCCAGCGAAAUUACAGAAAUGACCUCGUCGCGCCACCACCAGCUCAACCUCUUCCCCUUGCAUCCGGAGAACCUGGUCAACGACGCAACCGCCGAUGACAACGUGGCCUUGCUGUUCAACUCGGACGGGGGCGCCAGCUCCCUUAACGGCCUACUCCCAACGGCGACUGCAAUGUCGGAGGAGGAGGAUUCCACGUCCCAAGCGGCGGAACGACGGCGUUUCGAUCGCGAGUACAAUUACUUAAGCGAGGACGAAGAUCAUCAUCACAAGUUCUACUACGUUGACGGUCGUGAUCAGAGAGGGAACAGUAGUAAUAACAAUAAAAACAGCAUGAAUUCGCUUGUACGGACGGCGAUGAGGAACAGAGAGAGAGAUUUGAGCGAGGAGAAGUGGGUUUCGUACUCGGAGGUGGUGGAGGAGGUAACUAGCUCAAGCUGUAGCACGGAGAUUUUAGAGAAGCAGAAGAAGAAGAUCGAAACGACGUCGUCAUCGUCUCGGCAGGGGUAUAAUAGCAAUAAUAAUAGUAUUAGUAGUAAUAAAAAUUUGGCUUUAAAGCUUGAUUAUCAGGAGAUUUUGAAGGCUUGGUCUGAUAAGGGCUCACUUUACAUCCAAGGAGACUCGCCUCAGACCGUACCUGACUUACAAGAUAACAGUCAUGGAUUAGGGGAUGGAUGGGGCAAUUUGUGGCAAGUCCCAGAAAAUGAAGGGGGAGGCAAUGGUAGUGGUAGGCUGAAGAUCAAAGAGGAAGGAGAAGCCAAAGAUGGUUGGAAGCUAGGGCAAAGAGAGGCCAGUGUGUUGAGAUACAAGGAGAAGAGGCAAAGUAGGCUCUUUGCUAAGCGGAUUCGAUACGAAGUUCGAAAGCUAAAUGCCGAGAAGCGUCCUCGUAUGAAGGGUAGAUUCGUGAAGAUAAGUUAAGGAAGAGCUGUACAAAGGAACAUACUAUUACUACUGCAAAUAAGCAAAUAAGAAGAGUACCUAAGCUAGCUAGCUAUUGUGAAAAAAACAAGAAGUGAAAAAGUCUUCUUCUGCUCUGUUCUUGGCUCCAUUUACGUACUAUGGUGUGAUUAAAGCAUUAAUAAAUGCCUAUUCAGAUAGAUAAAAGACAGGAACACAAAGUUGAAGAAGUGGUGCAAUAAUUGGUGUUAAUAGAGAGGAAAGAGCAAGUCACAGCAGUUUCAAUACAUAAUGACAUGUUGAUUUCAGACCAGAAUUAAUGCACAUCGAAUUUGCAGCUUCAUUUGCCGUUUGGCCAAGAUAGAAAACGUUUAAAAUGUAAAGUUGUGGCAUAAGGAAUCGAAAAGAGACAAACAUGUCAUUGUAUUACUUAAACCAUUUGGGUAGAGAAAUGAGAAGAAGACAUUUGCGUUUUCUUGAUCAUUUAAACCAAAGAAUAAAAAAUAAAAAAAUUGUUUGAUUGCA
Molecule: messenger RNA, 1689 nt
Organism: Humulus lupulus (European hop)
Lineage: Eukaryota; Viridiplantae; Streptophyta; Magnoliopsida; Rosales; Cannabaceae
Product: zinc finger protein CONSTANS-LIKE 16
Exons: 3
Coding region: 52-1185 (377 amino acids)
Biological process (GO): regulation of DNA-templated transcription
Cellular component (GO): nucleus
Molecular function (GO): protein binding
Source: RefSeq, a predicted model, not a curated record